GAUCAAAACCUACCUCUUUAUAACUACUACAUAAAAGCCAUGACAAUUUGUGUCCAUAGGAAGAGCAAAACAUAAUAUGGAGCUGAGCAAGAAGUAUUUCAUGCUAAUUUCUAUCUUUAUCAUGCUUUCAUCUCUUGGAAUUGAGUCUACUAAGGAGGAGCCACCAAGAACUGGCAAGCACUUUGUGCUAAUUCAUGGAGCAUGCCUUGGAGCUUGGUCUUGGUACAAGCUUGAGACACUGCUAAAAUCUUCAGGGCACAAUGUCACUGCACUAGACUUAGGCGCUUCUGGAAUCAACCCACUGCAGGCAAAUGAUCUCCAAUCAAGUUCUGACUAUUUCAAGCCUUUGAGGGACUUCAUGGAAGCUCUUCCUUUUCAUGAAAGAGUAAUCCUUGUUGGUCAUAGCUAUGGUGGGUAUGCAAUUUCUCAAGCCAUGGAAUAUUUUCCAAGUAAGAUUUCUGUAGCUGUUUUUGCCACUGCCUUCAUGCCUGGGCUGACCCUCAACUAUUCUACCCUCAAUCAAAUGAGACUGAACCAACAAGGCCCUCAGCUUGACAAUCACUUUACAUAUGACCAAGGCCCAAACAAACCUCCAACUACUUUCAUCUUUGGGCCCUUGUACUCGGCAUCAAAAUUGUUCCCGCUUAGUCCAAUUGAGGAUUUGACACUGGCUACCUUGUUGUUGAGACCAUUACGUUUGUUUAGUGACAAAGACCUGUCAAAGCAGCUAAUGCUGUCUACUAAGAAGUAUGGGUCAGUUAAAAGGGUUUACAUCAUAGUUGAAAAAGAUAAGGUGAUAAAGAGAGAUUUUCAAUUGUGGAUGAUUGAGAGAAAUCCACCCAAUGAUGUGGUGGAGAUCAAAGGAUCAGAUCACAUGGUCAUGAUGUCUAAGACAAGAGAGCUUUGGUCUCGUCUCCAAGGCAUUGCUGAGAAACAUUCUUAAUCCACUUUCAAUGCAUGGGACAUUGAUUCACUAGCAAUGUAUUAUAAUCAGAGAGAGAGAGAAUUAUAAUUUAUAAGCCAUUGGUAUUAUGGCACAAGGCUCUCUAUGAAAAUGAUAAUGUUUUAAUAAUAAUAAAAUUUGUAUCUCUAACCUUCUACAAUAUAAGGAAAAUUGAUUGAAUCGUGUUUAA
Molecule: messenger RNA, 1133 nt
Organism: Quercus robur (English oak)
Lineage: Eukaryota; Viridiplantae; Streptophyta; Magnoliopsida; Fagales; Fagaceae
Product: methyl jasmonate esterase 1-like
Exons: 3
Coding region: 77-943 (288 amino acids)
Biological process (GO): jasmonic acid metabolic process; salicylic acid metabolic process
Molecular function (GO): methyl salicylate esterase activity; methyl indole-3-acetate esterase activity; methyl jasmonate esterase activity
Source: RefSeq, a predicted model, not a curated record